CAAAAAGCAAACUGGGACGGCGGAACGCUACGAGCUCGUAACCGUGCGGCCGACCGGGCUGCCUCCGCGCGGCCGCUCGGCUCUCCACGACGACGCCCGGGCUGCCGCACGCCAGGGAUGGCCUCCUUCGGCGCGAGCAAGCCGAGCCCGUACAAGACGACUGGAGCGGCGCGCGCCCUGCGCGAGCGCUUCGACGAAUAUAGUGUGUUCGGCGGCACGAACGCCGGCGUCGGUUUGUCGGCCAAGAACUUCGCGAAGCUCUGCGCGGACAGCGGGUUGGUGGAUCGCAAGCUGACGAAGACGCAGCUCGACCUGAUCUUCAUGCGGUCCGUCGACCGCGGCGCCAAGAAGCUUCGGUGGAUGCAGUUCCUGCAGGCCCUGGAGUUGUGUGCUGCGACGCGGCGGAUCGGCGUCGAGAAGGUCCAGGAGUUAAUCAUGGCGUGUGCGGGCCCGUCGCUGAACCGACCGUCGCUAUCCGAACCCGUGCGGCUCCACGACGACAAGGCGUUGUAUACGGGCGUGCAUGUCGUGGGCGGACCGUCGACGGUGGACAACAAGGUGACUUUAGACAGAUUGGUCCGGUCGCCGCACGCGGACGUGAGAGGAGUGGAUCAUUCCAAACAUUAUAGUGAUGCGGAGGCCGGCGUGUCGUCGGGCCACCACGUGGGGCUGAGCCCCAGUCGCUCGAUGCCGACGCCGCCGCGGCCCGCGCGGACGCCGCCUGUUAAAUUAACGCCACGGUCUCCAGUAAUACCGCCGCCGGUCGAGAAUGCCGUGCCGCCGCCGCCGCCCGACUAUUUUGACGCGUUAACUAGGUGCGGCGUCCCGCGUCGUCAUCAAUACUCUGCGCGUACGACGACAUAGGAUGGUGUGGGGGAUUAAACUCGCCAACGCGCCGUCGACGCGACGACACGCAGGUACUUCCUGCGCCACAACCCAAGCAAGGCUGCGAACGUCGGAGGCUUGCUAGCAAGGUACGCGGGCGACGAAGCGUCAUUGUUCGCGAAGAUCGAGGCGAAGUACGGUGCCCCGGUCAUCGCCGACGAUAACUCCAUGAGGACGCCGGCAAAGAACGUCUUCGACAAGCUCACGGACUCCAGGCAGUAUACGGGGUCGCACCGGACGAUCCAUCGCGACGGCCCGGAGCCGCCGUCGUCCGGCGUCCGAUGGUUCUCCCCCGAUUAG
Pelagomonas calceolata is the source of this 1185-nucleotide messenger RNA. The record is from the annotation of a GenBank genome assembly. Lineage: Eukaryota; Pelagophyceae; Pelagomonadales; Pelagomonadaceae.